Molecule: messenger RNA, 1590 nt
Organism: Clonostachys rhizophaga
Lineage: Eukaryota; Fungi; Ascomycota; Sordariomycetes; Hypocreales; Bionectriaceae
Source: the annotation of a GenBank genome assembly
AUGUCGCAACAAACAUUAGGGUAUGAAUACACGUCCUUGGCUGGACACGAAAUAAUCCGUGUACUUGUCCUCCACCCUGCCGCUACAGACAAGGAAGUGAUCCAAUGCUCAUUCCGCGAAACUCCUCUCUGGAGAGGCUGCUCAGAUUCACCCCAGGCCUACGAAGCUCUAUCGUACACGUGGGGAGAGCCCCGAGGAACACGUCCUAUCCUAUGCCAUGGAAAGACACUUCUCAUCACCCCAAACUGCGAACAGGCGCUUCUUCAUCUCCGUGGAAAGAAAGAACCACGCCAGUUAUGGGUCGAUGCUAUCUGCAUUAACCAAAAUUCAACAGAAGAGAAAAAUGAACAGGUGUCCCUCAUGACGCUCAUUUACCAGUGUGCCGUCCGUACCAUCAUUUGGCUUGGUCAAGACACGAGUAAGGAGAUUUCGAGCCUUUUGCGAGAAGCAUGUCCUCUCCAAGGCCGGCCGUCUCGCCGUGCCAAAGCGUCAAAAAAAUUACGCAAAUUAUCUCGAAUCAUACGUCGCGAUCCUCCGAAUCCCUUGCUCGGCGAGCCAGGCGAAGAAUAUUAUAGCGAAGGAGACCAGGAAGCCUAUGAUUUUUUUGAGGCUGACACUGCUCGUACCGAGAAGGCCAAAGAGCUUUGCUCGAAUCAAUGGUUCCGAAGGGUGUGGACAAUUCAAGAGUUCCUUCUAUCGGAGUCCUCUAUAUUCCUGAUGGGAAACGUGCAAUGUCCCCCGCGCGACCUGUACAUCUACCUCAAAGACAUUGUGCCUCUCCGCCAUGCCGAUUUCGACCAUUAUAGGCUGAGGCACAAGUUCUUCGACUUCGGACCCAAGCAAGGUGAAACCGCGUUCCAAAGCUUCAUGAACCACACUAUCCGCCUGAUAGAACAGAACAACGCGACGGACCCACGCGACAAGGUGUAUGGCAUGUCGGCGUUUAUAGAGAGUAAAUGGCCAGAGAUCCAAUUUCCGGCCGUCGAUUACUCACUCUCCGCCAUGGAAAUUUAUGAGAACUUUACACGGGCGAUCAUUGUCGCGUCGGGUUCCCUCUGGCCCCUGGAGCUGGUGGUCGGAGCGCCAGAAUUUGGCACGGGCCCGGCAACAUCUUGGAUAUUAGACCUUCGAGGCGCUGGCCAUCUGGCUCCAGCCCAGGGUCCCGAUUAUCUGCGCUUCGACUGGAACUGCUAUGACGGGUGGAAGCCGGGCCCUGGUAAACUUGCUACUGAGAUCUUGCGAGAGGAGAAGAAGUUGAAAAUACGUGCGAGGCGGGUCUCUGAGGCUGUCCGCGUGGUCAAGACUAGGGAGGGAUUGGGAUCUAUGUGUUCUUUUGAGAGUAGGUUCCUGUCAGCGACCAUGGAUGAGUUAUGCCCCGUCCAAAGCCCAGGUGACGUGCAAGUGGGAGACAUUGUAUGUACCGUGGAAGGAUCCAGGGUCCCGCUUGUUCUGAGAAUUCGUGAGGGGUCAAAUGCCAUCUAUAUAGGGAGAGCAGACAUAUCUACCUAUAGUUUUAGGUUUAUGUACGAGCCGUUUGAUCCUGCCGCUUGGACAGACGAGACACAGACAGACUUUCUGGUCUUGGCAUAG